Ophidiomyces ophidiicola is the source of this 351-nucleotide messenger RNA. It is a transcript of the gene RPS20, whose product is annotated as 40S ribosomal protein S20. Gene Ontology annotation, cellular component: ribosome; cytosolic small ribosomal subunit. Gene Ontology annotation, molecular function: RNA binding; structural constituent of ribosome. Gene Ontology annotation, biological process: translation. The record is from RefSeq and is a predicted model, not a curated record. Lineage: Eukaryota; Fungi; Ascomycota; Eurotiomycetes; Onygenales; Onygenaceae. The coding region runs from base 1 to 351 and encodes 116 amino acids. The transcript has 3 exons.
AUGUCAUAUCAAAAGCCUGAGAAGGAUUUUGGGGAGGGCCCAAAAAUCCAUAAAAUUCGCAUCACCCUGACUUCUCGCAAGGUUGCUUCUCUUGAGAAGGUCUGCCAGGAGCUCAUCGAGCGUGCGCGCUCCAAGUCACUUCACGUUAAAGGGCCUGUUAGGCUUCCUACCAAAACGCUCACAAUUUCUACUCGCAAAACACCCAAUGGUGAAGGUAGUAAGACUUGGGAUAGGUUUGAAAUGCGGAUUCACAAACGCUUGAUCGACCUGCAUGCCCCAACCGAGACUGUAAAACAGAUCAUCAUAAACAUUGAGGCUGGUGUGGAAGUUGAAGUUACCAUUGCUGCAUGA